Mucor velutinosus is the source of this 2283-nucleotide messenger RNA. RefSeq lists its product as uncharacterized. NCBI's taxonomy places the organism in Eukaryota, Fungi, Mucoromycota, Mucoromycetes, Mucorales, Mucoraceae. The transcript is spliced from 6 exons. The coding region runs from base 1 to 2283 and encodes 760 amino acids. The record is from RefSeq and is a predicted model, not a curated record. Gene Ontology annotation, cellular component: nucleus. Gene Ontology annotation, molecular function: ATP hydrolysis activity; ATP-dependent chromatin remodeler activity; ATP binding.
AUGUCUAUGAAUAUCCUGAAUAAAAUAGCGAAUCAAAAGAUCAAUAAACUGAUCCCAGAUGAACUCUUGACGGUACAAUCAUUUGGCAUAUCCAUAUUCAAUGGCCAUGAAUUACCAAACAGACGGAAACUCGACGAGUUCUUGGUCGAUUUUCACGAUGAAUCCUCGACUGGCAUGUUUGACGACGACGCAAUGGAAGCAAACGAUGACGAGGAAGCUGAUUACCAAGACAUAGCGACAAUGCAAGCCAUGAAUGAAAUCAAUUUCAGUCUUGAUGCCAAAUACCGGAAGGUUAUGAAAGCGCAUCAGUUUGAAGGUCUUCAGUUUAUGUGGGAUCGCGUGUAUAAAAAGAAGCAAGGCUGCUUGCUAGCUCAUUCGAUGGGACUUGGUAAAUCACUACAAACAAUCGCUCUAUUGACUACCAUGUAUCAAUAUUUGAAACGAUAUCCAUCCUCCAAGUUUCCAACGGGCAAUCGAGUACUGAUCAUUGCACCGCUCAUUACCUUGACAAAUUGGGUCAACGAGUUUUCGAAAUGGUCAAUUAGUGAUUCGCAAAAUGUCAUAGGAGAAGUGUUUAAUAUAGCAGAGGUUGGAUCUUCGGCUCGUAUGCGAUAUCUGAAAUAUUGGUAUGUGCAGGGAGGUAUCAUGCUUAUCAAUUAUGAUCAAUACCGAGCGUUAUUGAGCAAAAAGGACGAAAAAGGGAAGGAAGACUACUUCAAAAUGUUGGUAAACCCUGGUGCAGAUGUUAUUAUACUGGAUGAAGGACAUCGCAUAAAGAACUCGACAACACACAUAUCCACACUGAUCAAUCAAGUCAGGACUCGUUCCAGGAUUUGUUUGACAGGCUAUCCGCUGCAGAACCACUUGUCUGAAUACUACGAUAUGAUCAAUUUCAUCGCCCCCAACUUGCUUGGAAGUCCCGAUAAGUUCAAAAGCUAUUUCAGCAACAUUAUCGAAAGAUGUUAUGUCGAUUCUAGCAAAAAUACUAAGCAUCAAGCAGCCAUGAAAAUGUACGUUCUUCAAAUCCUCACAGAUUCUGUAACACAUCGACGAAACGAAACAAUACUCUCGCUUGAUUUGCCACCAAAAACAGAAUACGUUGUUCGCUUCAAGAUGAAUUCAGUGCAAUUUGAAGGAUAUCAAGAGCUGAUUAAAGUGAUAUCUGUUGAGGCACCGCUUGUCGGUUUAUUGGCGUUGAGGGCAAUGUGUAAUCAUCCCAAGAUCUUUCAAUCAUUAUUGAAGCAUCGACAGGAAAAAGAGAGAAAUGAAAAACUUAGUAAGGGACGACAGACGCAAGCAGCAACAGAAGAAGGUGAUGACUCUGUUUCAAUCAAUGAAGAUGAGAUAAUGGAAGAAAUUAGUAGUGUACCAGCAGGUGCUGUAGAUGGCGCUUUACAAAAUCAAGAGACCUUUGAUUCAGACAUUGUUGAGGAUAACGAACAAGAUGUGUUUGAGAAAUGGUUGGCUCUUGGUUUCCACUUUGCAAUCGAAUACCUUGAAAAAGCUGAUAUUGAAUCAUGGAAGGCUUCCGGGAAAAUGUCGUUUAUUGUGGAUUUAGUCAAAGAAUGUCAAAUUGUCAAGGAUAAAGUGGUGCUUGUAUCUCAUAGUAUUGCAUGCUUGGAUUAUGUGCAAAAGUUGUUGCCCGUGUUUGGAUCUAAAUUAUGCAGAAUCGAUGGUACAACUCCUGGAUCAGAGCGACAAACUAUAGUAGAUAGAUUUCAGUCCGAUGAAAGUUACAGUGUCAUGCUGCUGUCUGCCAAGGCUGCUGCUAUCGGCAUUAAUCUCACCGCUGCCAACCGUGUUGUGCUCAUAGAUCAAGAUUGGAAUCCUCUCUAUGAUGAACAGAGUAUUGGCCGCAUAUUUCGUUAUGGUCAGACUAAACCAGUGUUUGUGUACAGAUUGAUAACAUCGUCUACCAUUGAAGAAAGAAUCUUUACUCAAAGUAUCCACAAGAGGAGUAUUUCAAGACGAGUCAUUGACAACAAAGCAUCUUUGGCUAUCGCCAAAAACGAUCUUACCAAAUACUACACUUUGCCAUCAGAGGAUAUUGAAUUGAUCUCGUUGGAUGACACAAGUGAAGAUAUCAAAAAGGACGGCAUUUCAUACAAGGUAUUGACUGAAAAUGCUGCAUGUAUCUCUGGAUUUGAAGCGCACGACCAAACCUUGGUUGACGCUAAUGGUGAAACAACCUUGUUUACCAUCAACAAUCCGGACGACAGAGCGGUUGCAAAAGAAGAAGCUCGUUUUCUGCUUCGUGAAUACAAAGAAACCCAACGCAAGUAG